AAAACUAAAAAAAAAAAACCCUAAUAUAAUCACACCACAUCUCCCUCCUGCAUCACCCUCUCCCUGUUCAUUAUUGCACAGCACAACCACCCAUCUGAUUGUCGCCGUCCAUCCACAGCCAACCCCAAACCACCAUCCGAUUUCUUUCUUUCUUUCUCUCUCUGCGUUUAGCUCGACCCAACGCCGGAGGGUUGUCUCCGUCCAUCCACAGCAAAAAUAGAAGCCACGAAUGGCAUCCCUCUUCAUCUGUCUCGAUCUCUCCCUCUUCUUUUUAAUUUUUUCUUUGGUUCAGAUUCUUAGAUCCGAUUAGCAGAUCUCCAUUGGCCGCCAUUAAUGGCUCCUCAUCGUUCGCUCUCUUCGGUUUCUCGUCCUUUCUCUCUCACGUUCCUCUCGGUGUGACUGUGAUGGGCCACAUCCGACCACCGUCGGCUCAGCCAUUGAUGGCCUCGCCAAGCUCGAAAUCCCAUGAUCUUGCUACACCCCUUUUCUUCUCUCCGGAUCUCAUCGCACCUUCUGCUCCUCUUUUUCUCGGUGGGUAUUAAUGGCUCCAAUGAUAGAUUUCUUAAAAAACUUCGGAAUCAGUCACAAACCCUAAUCUCUCUGAAUCGAAAGCCACCGUCUUCACUUGCCAAUUCACUCUGUUUUCCCCUAAGACAUUAGUAUCUGCAACUACUUCUACAGCUGUUGCAGGUCAUUCAUGGCUGAAAAAAGAGUUAAAAGUACAUCAUUGAUGGGUGAGGAUGAUAAGGAGGACAGAAUUUCAAAACUACCUGAUGCAAUAAUCACACAUAUCUUGUCAUUUCUUAAAACCCGCAAUGUGAUUAAGACAUGCAUCCUUUCAAAGCGUUGGAAACUCAUGUGGUAUUUAGUCCCCAAACUCAUUUUCUGUAAUUACUGUUCGAAGUAUUAUGGUAACUGCAAAUUUGUGGACAAUUGUUUGAAAUACCGAAAGAGAGGUAUGAAAUUUAUCCCCGAUUCAGUCAUAACUAGUUUUAAGCUUCAUUAUUUGUAUGAAAGUAGGAUGGAUAGCCGCUUAAAUAGAUGGUUAGCUUUUGCAGUUAAGAAUCAAAUCAAGAACAUAGAAGUUCGUUUGAACUGGUUACACAGGAAGAAUAAUGAUUAUUACUACUACUGCUUACCUGAAACACUAGUGGUCAAUGGAAAUUUUUUGACAGAUUUGAAAUUGUGUCUGGUAGAGUUUGAUUCUUCUUGCCAAUCAUUUAGUUUUUCAUCCUUGAAAUCAUUGUCUUUGUCUGCUGUUCGUUUUGCUGAUAGUGAUAUGCUAGAUAAUCUGUUGUUGGGUUCUCCUUCCCUUGAGGAAUUAAGGUUAAGAGAUUGUUGUUUGGAAACUGAUGAUCAGCUACACAUCCACGUACGUAAUUCAACUCUCAAGGUCUUGGAAAUUGAACAAACAGAGGCUCUAGUGGAGAAAAUUGAACUCAUAAAUCUUGAAUCUUUAAUACUAAAAUAUGUUUCCUUUGACAAAAUAAAUCCCUGUGCAUGCAAGGAAAUUAGAAAUCUUACAUUGACUUGUGAAUGGGGUGAGGAAGAGUUGUCAUUAUUGGAAUAUCUCAUCUCAAACCUUAGUCUCCUUCAGCAUUUGACUUUGAACAACUGUUAUAAAGGGAUGUUGAAGCACAUUGAAAUCUCAAGUGAGAGCUUGGAAAGUUUAACUUUGAAUAACCGUUUGGAUUAUGAAAUGACUGUUAGAAUUGAAUCAGCUCCAAAAUUAGCAUCAAUUUGCUAUAAAGGUAAUAUCAAAUUUAGUAUAUCAAUGGCGGAGUCAUCGAAUUCGUUGACUGGAACAUUCAUAAUUCCGAUACAGCAUAGGGACUAUGACAUCAUAUGGUUUAUUAAUUUGAUGAAUUUUUUUUUGAAUCUGAAUUGUUCGUGGAAUAGGGUGCACCUACAUGUUAGAUCAGCUGAGGCUCUUAUCUUGCCCGAAGAAGUGAAGAGGGUAUGUCGUUCUCCUUUGGUUAAUUGGGAGGAUCUUAGAGUUCUUACUGAAUGUGAACUUGAGAGGGAAUCCGACUUGAGAGAUGCUUUGCGGUGGAUUUCUCCUUCUUUAAAGACACUAUCUAUAGCAAAAAAGGCACGCUUACGUCGUUAUCAAGUAUCUUAUGGAUGUUGUUAAAUUUGCUCAUUGCUAGAUAAGUGUUUUUGAGACUGUAUUUACCUUUUAUGUAGUUUAGGACUAAUGAAUUUGGAUGCUAUAUUGAUGCUAUCUUGUAGUUUAGCUAAUUUGCUGAAUUGUGGUAAAUGGUAACUUUAAAGUUCAUGAUCAACUUAAGAAUUGCGCUUGAAACAUUCUAUGGCUUCUUAGAUUACUGUACUGAUUUUAUUUAUGCAUUUUCAUAUUGUCUAAAAACUUCAGAUUGAUAUUUUACUGUGUAGGUUGAUGCUUCUCAAAUCUCUCGAUAUUAGUAUAUACUUGAAUCUCUGUUUUUCAAUGAAGUGAGAACUCAAAGUGAAAGGAAUAUAUCAAACAAAUUCAAAGUCACAUAUUAGAGGCCACAAUACGCAUACUUUAUCUAUAUAUAAAUUUUUGGUCCCUAGAUUCAAGUUGUGUAUUGUAAUUAAAUGAGUUGGUUUGUUAAUUAGUUUGUCAAAUUUGUCUUGUGUGAUUUGAUUGGUUCAGCUUAGUCAAUAGGAAAUGUUGUGAGAACUGAGGCAUAUACAAUACAAGAUUGAUUAGUAUAUCCCAUUGUAAUAAGUCCCUGUGCUGUUGUGUACUCUUUCUUGUUCUAGCAAUGUAUAAUUCAACUGUA
Molecule: messenger RNA, 2768 nt
Organism: Cannabis sativa
Lineage: Eukaryota; Viridiplantae; Streptophyta; Magnoliopsida; Rosales; Cannabaceae
Product: F-box/LRR-repeat protein At5g02910-like
Exons: 4
Coding region: 698-2134 (478 amino acids)
Molecular function (GO): protein binding
Source: RefSeq, a predicted model, not a curated record